UUCCGAGGAAAGAAGUUAAAAACAAAUAUUUAAUAGGAUUAGGCGUUUGUGGUAAAUAAACAAGCAUGUUACGAGACCUCAUAACGUGGGUGUUGAAUACGUAUCUUGGAAAGUAUCUGGAGAACUUGAAUUCCGCCCAGUUGUCGGUGGCCCUGCUGUCGGGCGAGGUGGAGCUCGAGAACAUACCCAUUCGCAAAGAUGCCCUCCGCUCGUUCAAUCUGCCGGUCGAAGUCACCGCCGGCAGCAUACGCAAAAUCAAACUCCAGGUUCCGGUCCGCCAGUUUAGGACUUCGCCCUGGUGCAUCUCCAUCGAGGGGCUGUUCUGCAUCAUUUGCCCCAAGAACCUGGACAGCUGGGACUACGAGAAGGAGAAGGUCCAGGAUCUGGAGUACAAGCUGGCGGUGCUGGACGCCGCCGAGGCAGGAUGGCGGUCCGAAAAGGGCAAGCAAAUGGAGUCCUACUACUUCUCGUCCUACAACAAUUGGCUCAAGUACGGCACUAACAUGGCCACCAACAUCAUCGACAACAUCGAACUCAAGAUAUCCGAUGUGCACUUUCGAUUCGAGGACAUCGUGGACACCGGGAAGAGCCGGAUAUGCACGGGCAUCAAGAUCGGUUCCCUGACCGCCCAGAGCUGCGACUGUGAUUGGACCAACGGGUCGUACAAGGUGACCAACAACGAAAUGAACUACAAGCUGGUGGAGCUCAAAGAGCUCUCCGUCUACUGGGAUCUGCUGCACGAGGACAUCAAAUGUCAGUCGUACUCCAACCAGGAGAUCCUCGAGAAGCUUCACUCGACCUGCGAGCUGAGGCCCCACAACUUCAUUAUCAAGCCCAUUUGCGCAACGGCCAAGUGGAAGCGCGACAAGUGCCUACAGGUGAUACGUACCAAAGACAAGCCCAGAGUCUCCUGUGAUCUCCUGGUUCCCGAGGUGGUCAUAGACAUAUCCAAGGUCCAGAGGCUACAGAUGUUAGAUAAGCUCUCGGAAAUCCGACAAGUGAAGGAAGUUCGGCAAUACAGGUUAAAACGGCCAAAUUGUAGCGUGGAAAGCAAUCCAAGUUCGUGGUGGAAAUAUGCUACCGUUUGUCAUGGUUUUGACUUUAAAAAGAAUGAAGAAAAAUGGCAAAUUCUCAAGGACAAUCUUCGCUAUAUGCUACUCUAUAAAACGAUUAUUUUGAAUCCAAACGAAAAUCUGUCCAACGCAGAUAAAGAGUUCAAAACUUACAUUGAAAGCGACCGAGACAUCUCGGAUUUAACCAUAAUGAGAAGAAUAUGUUUCGAAAAAGUGUUCACAAAAGGUUUCUCCUUUGAGUCACAGAACGAGCAAGGAAAGAAUAUGCUUUUUCACUGGUUUCCCAACUGGAUGGGCUGGUAUGCCAACAGCCCCACUACGCCUAAUAACGAACAGGAUGAAUCGCUGAAACAUUUGGAAGACGAUAUUCUAGUUGCCUUGGAAAACUCACUUCAGAACUCUUCGGAUCUAAAAAGCGAUGCUGUUUUUGGGCACUUUUCAAUCAAGCUACUCAAAGGUUCAGUAAUCCUUCAGACCGAAGAAAAACUAAGUGAUGGCCGAAGUAAAUCAAUGGAAAUGCAAUUAAAUAACUUCUCUGCCUCCCUCCAGUUGAGCCCACAGUUAACUUCUUAUACUGUGGGCAUAUCUUUGCAAGAAGUUUAUUUAAUAGAUAAAACCAGUAGUGAGACAAUGCACAACUAUUUAAUCAAGCCACAAACAGGGAAUACAGCUACACCAAACCAAGUAGUUAAGAAUGCGCUACAGGAAGAUACCCUAUUCCAAUUACAAUACGAAAAUUGUAAUCAAUUACGAUUUCAGCUCAAUAUCAAAUCAAAAGGUUUGGAUCUUAUAUAUAAUGAGGAUGCAAUUCAGUGGCUUUUAGAUUUUUUAGCUGAUUCAAACACCAAUAAAUACUCAACGCGCAAUAGAGUCGAGAAGAAAACGGACUUUAUGAAAAACUGGAAUCAAAUGUUCAGUGGCAAUGAGGUGAACCGCAAGAUUUGGAUGUUUGAAAUCGAAAUAUUUGCACCACGUAUAAUUUUCUUGGAAAAUUACAAAGUUAGUAAUUCGCAAAUGGUCUUGCUGGACUUCGGAAAGCUGGAAAUGAGAAAAAUGGAGGUUAAGAGAGUCAUACCUGUGAUAGAAUCGGCUGUAACGGAAAAUACAAGUGAUGAUGAUGAAACCUAUUUGACUCCAUGCUCGACACCACCCGCAUCAGAAAAAAGUGGUUCUGAAUCUCCGACUCUUCUUGAAAAUCCCAAAACGGAAAGCUUUCUGAACAAAAACGUUCAAUUGGAGUACGUUCUGCACAAUAAGAUUUACGAUAAAUAUCUGAUCAAUUUCACAAACCUUCAAGUUCUGGUUUGCAAGUACGAGGAAAGAUGGCAAGCUUGCUUGAAAACAUCGUCAAACUUUCACCUAAUUGAUAAGUUUAACAUAAGCCUUACUCUGGAACAGAGAAAUAUAUUCACUGUUGAUCCGGAAUAUCCUUCAUUUGUGCUCGUUGGCACCUGUCCAGCAAUAUUAAUCCAUGGGAAUGAAGAGCUCAUAAAUAACUGUUGCAACAUUAUGAAACCCAUCAUAAAAGCCUCAAAGGAAAUGGAAAACAUUUACAGAGGAAGCAACACCAUUUACGCGAGUGAGAGGAUCAAAAAUUUGGCAGAGGACGACAGAAGUCGAGUCGUCAUUGAGUUUGUAAUGGACCACCUGGUGAUAGAAAUGCAAUCGACAGACAGAAGUAUUGCUGAGCUACAAAUUAUCGGAGCACGAGCGGGCCUAACAAAAGAAUCGAAGGAGAUGAAUAUUUCCAUGUCGGUUCAUAGUUUGCUCUUAGUAGAUGCCAUUCAGUCUUUUGGUCCUGACUUUGAAUUAUUAGUGGCGAGUCAUCGACAUGUCGGAAUGGAUAGUUUAUCCGGCAGCCUAAAACAUAGUGCAAUUGUUUCGCCAACUUCGCCUGGAUCGCCAAAUUUUUUUGAUAGGGCUACUAGUCCGCACAUGAUUACAAAAGCAGUACAAAAUAUUAAGAUGGGAGAUAGAUCAACUGAAUUCUGCGAGGAUGAGGACUCAACGGCGCUUAUAUCGGUGGACAUUAAAAUUGUUCAACCCAAUGAAAGCAAUUCAAUGCAACAUCACACUACUAACAUCACGUUUAACAAUUUGGACAUAAUUGCUAAUCAGGAUACUAUUCUUGAAAUUCUCAACUUCGCAAAACGGACUCUUUUGGCGCAAAAUAUAUUUCAAAAUGAAAGCCAAUUACCAACCAAAGAAUCGACUGAAGUGCCCAUAGAAUUGGAUGACCAAGUCGAUAGUAAAAAUCAUAAUGAAAUAUUCUUUGACUUUUUCCGAUUAAAUAUCUUACUUUUGUACACCAUCAAGAGAGACAAAUUUAAUGUUGGUCGAAAAGUUGGAACUGUUACGUUGACGGAAGCGAAAAUCAAUGCCUCUUUUCAAUCGGAUCUCUCGAUUUUCGGAUCUCUUGGCGGAAUACAAGUUAUCGACAUAACAUCAGAAGCCUUCUGCCAUCCGAGGAUACUUUCUGUUGGUCGUGAUCAAAUUUUGAGAGCCUCCGACACAAAUAAACAAACGGUUCUCAGUCAGCUUUCCAAUGAAAUAUACUCGAAUAAUUACAAUGAAGAAAAAAGCGACGAAAGUGAUGCAAUUAGUUUUCAAAGUCAUUGGAGUGAUAAAACUACCUGCACUUUCCAAAUGCGAAUGGCCUCGGCUUCAUAUACUCACUGUCCCAGAUUUUUACGGGAUGUGAACGCUUGCAUUACGUAUUUCAAGCGGAGCCUGCGAGAAUUUGCUACCUCCAUUGGUAAUAAAGCUACAGAUAUGGCGAAGGAGUUUGUGCAACAGGUUAGGGCUGUCGAGCAAAUCGGACCAGUUUACCCCCAGCGAAAUCAGCAGGACAAUUGGUUAGAUAUUAUAAUUAGUAGUCCAAUAAUUAUUCUGCCGAUUUCCAAUGCGAGUACAAAUGUAUUAAUUGCAAAUUUGGGAAAAAUCAGUUGCUCAAAUGCAGUUAAAUGCGAUUCGGAUGAGUAUAAUGAAUCGUAUACAAUUGAAAUCAAAAACACUUACGUUUACUCAUUGAACAUUGAUGAACGCGACUAUAGUUUCAACGUUCAUCCUGCUAAAAAUAAGGAUGCAAUUCCAAUUUUGCAUGACACAGCAAUUACUUUACAACUUUAUGCGGGAUAUGGUGAAGAUAAUGGUGAAGAAAAGAAACUUAAUAGUUUGUCCGUAAUAGGAAGUAUGGUUGAAGCCCUGAAAGUAUCCCUAAACCGAAAACAAUAUGAGCUACUUUUGGAGUGCAUUCGGUAUGCGACUAAUUUCUCAAAUGGACUUUUGAGUGACUCUGAAGAUCUUGAUCAAAACGGAGUUAGUGAACCAACUUUGAGUAUUGAUGAUGAACCCAUUAUUAGCACGAUCAUUCAGUUCUCAGUGCCUGUAUUUCAAAUUAACCUUCAGAAUGAAUACCACAACGAUUUGAUUAAUUUAACAUUCAAAGACUUUAAUGUAAAGCAUAUUGCCAAAGGAUUUGACAAAGAUGUGGAGGUGGUGUUAAAGUCUGUGUUAAUGGAGGACUUGAAAUCGGAUCUUGCAUCACCGUUCAGAAAUAUGGUGACUUCAAUUGAUCUGGAAAAGAACAUUAAAAAAAACGAAAUGACAUCAUCUUCGUGUCCCGAUUUACCAAGCUUUUGUAAUUCCUUAAAAAGUAGAUCUAAUUCCGUUCCUUCCUGCUUCUACAACUACAUGCAGGUCAAAGUGUUUAGCGGAGACAAAAAGUUUACAUCUUGCAAGAAAAGUGAAUUGGGCAGAAAAAAGGAGAGUCAAACAUUAGUUAUUUACAAGUCACAUACAGGACGAUCUGCUCAAAAGGGUAAACUGGAGCAGUCCAGUUCAAUUCAAUUUAAUUGCUUGAAUUUGGCUAUAUGCGUGGAACGCUGGUAUACAAUAUUCGACUUUUUCGGCCUUGUUUCUGUAGACAACUUCAAUGAAAAGUACACAGAAGAGAAGAAACUUGUUGAAAAACAUAUUGACGAGUUUUGUAGUAAACUGAAAGUGUCAAUAAGAAGCUUCAACUUUACUUUAAUUCGAAAUGAGUCUCUCUUAUCUAGAGUAAAUGUGUCAAAUGCUGUUUUCAUGAUUCUUCAGGACCCCUUUUCCAAAAUCGUUGAAGGCUGCUUAGGAUCCGUGUCUGUUUAUGAUCUAACAAAAUAUGGAAACAUUUAUAAGCAAAAGUUUCUUACAAGUGGUUCAGAAGCUUUAAAUUUUGUUUAUAAAAAAAAACUGGUCGAUUUAGAAGCAUUAAACACUUUGGACACCGACUCAACCCUACGAAUUAACAUGUCUGCCGUUCAUUAUAUUCACACCAAACGUUUUUCCACCGAAUUGCAUGUUUUUGUUAAAGAUUUGCUGCAAUUGCAAACGCCUGUAAUAAGAAAAUUAAAGAAGCAGAGUCAUGGAAACGAACAGAAUAUGCGUCCAUCAAAAAUGAAGCUCGUGAUCCAAGCGGAUUCUCCAGUAAUUGUACUUCCGUCUUCCUAUAACAGAAACGAAGUAAUAAUCGCUUACCUUGGCCAAUUUACCUUGAGAAAUAGUUUCCAUUUUGCCAGUGACGAGAAUAUAAUAAGCAAAAUGAGUGCAACGCCAAGUAAAAGCGAAAUCCUGGAUGUAAUGCGAAUAGACCUGGUCAAUAUAAACUUAUUUUCCGGCGAAAGGAGCUCAAUGAAAGCCAAAGUUGAUCAGGACAAGGAUCGAAUUGUGAUCGCUGAUAUGAACUUCUUAAGAUUGGGACAACCAUUCUUUAAUGAGUCGUGUUUUCUUCACCUGCAAUUGGAGCGAAAUCUUUCGGCGGAUAUUCAUCGUGUCUGUCCAGACAUCAGCGUUCAAGGGACGUUCUCCAAAUUGAAUGGUAUGAUCAAUAUUCAGCAAUACAAAUUAAUUCGAAGUUUUCUGAACAACAAUAUUGGAGAGCAAACGGAUGACAUUUACAUGAAUUACCAUAAUAACAGUUGUACAUCCAUUGAAAGGCUAUCGACAAUUAAUCUGUUGCCGAAAAGUGAAGUUUCUAAAACUGUAUCUAUUUUAAUAUCAAUAAGAAUUCUACUAGAAGACGUGUCACUACUCCUCGCUUUAAAUACUUCGCAAAGUGCUGUAAUAGAACCUUUGGCUUGCAUCCACUUCCUGAAGUCCACUCUGGAUAUUGACCUUUUUAGCGACGGUGCACAAGACAUUGAUUUAAUAUCCAGCAAUAUUCUAAUUGUUGAUGAAAGGAAUGAACCCGAUAAAAGCAAUGAAAACGUGUUUAAAAACAUAUUGGAACCAUCGAAAAAAGAGGUGCGAGUCGAGAAUUCCGUGCAGGUUGAAAUCCAUUGCAGGAAAAAAGCUAAUUUUUGCAAGUACACAAUAAUGCUGAAUAAUAUGAGAGUGUUUGCCCUGCUCAGUUUUCUGGACCAAUUAAAAUCAUAUUUGCAGGAGGACUCACCGGCACCCGUUGUAAAUAAUCAGAUUCCGCAAAAGCCUCAGAUGGACAACAGCGUUUCCACUGAAUACGUUGUGAAUAUUACAGACUCUGAAAUUAUUUUCGCAGAGGAAUGCAGUCGACUGGAUUCGAAUGCAAUAAUUUUGAAGAGUACAACGGUCGUUUGUUACAAACCGAACAGUAAUAUUGUGCCUAUAUCCCUGGACAUUAACCAUUUGGAAAUAUUUUCCUGCACCCUAGACGCCGAAGAAGAGAGCGCUUUGUCCAUUAUCGAUCCGUUUACUUUGAACAUAGAGCUACGGAGUAAUUGCUUGAAUAUUCUUAUUCAAAAACAUUUAAACAUUCGGCUGUCCUAUGUGGAUGUUAAAUUAUUUUCGCGAAUGGCUCGACUGUUGCCCACGCAAACAUCGCGAUCAAAGAAUGUUAUUUCAAAGGCUUACUCAGAUCUAGAGAAAGUAGCUCCCCUCGUAGCAAUGGGUUUUGAGCUUUCCGACUGUCUGUAUGCCAUGCAAGUGAAUAACUGGCGGAUCAACGAUGCAGCACUUUGGCUGUCGCAGCAAAAGCAGAAUACCUAUCGAAAUCCCGCCCUGGAAAUGAAAACCGCUGUGGUGGACGCCAGUCUGAUAUCGGUGUUUAUAAUUGACGACUGUAUGGAUGCCGAUGUGCCAUUGCUGGAAGUUUCCCUCUCCAAGUUCCUGCUGAACUUUACUUUCAAAACCCAGGAUCCCGAACCCAAGGCGACCAACAUUCGACACUACAGCUCGGGUAGCAUUGAAACGGAAGCCUCCGUGAACUACUACAAUCGUCGUCUUAGCGGAUGGGAACCGGUGGCGGAGACGUGGGAGUCUAACCUAAAAUGGAAGUACAUCAAGGGUCACUUGGAUAGUAAAAAACGAUUCGAGACUGAGAUUUCCAGCAAGCAGAUGCUCAAGCUAAAUGUUACCUCCACAUUUAUAGAACUUUUCAACAUGGUUCUGAAGAACUGGACGAACGACUUCAAUGACAAUGUAGCCAAGAACUUUAGACAACGCUCCCCGUUUAUUCCGUUCGCCCUGCAGAAUCUCAGCGGAACACCUCUUCUCUUCAAGCCGAUCUAUGCUCCGCUUGGAGAUCUAACGUGUUCCGACUUACAGCAGUUUGAGCUGAUAAAGAAUUGGUAUUCUGUGCAGCCCAACGAAACGAAAACCUUUGAUUUUAGCCAGAAGAGUAAACUGAGACACGUACACUCGCACCAAUUGAAUUUGCACCAGAUCUUUGUACAAAUCCAUGGCUGGACAUUGAUUGGACCAAUAUCGGUGGACAAAGUUGGAAUGUUUUUCCGAACCACUACGUUAGAUUCGCAGUUCUCGACUAAAAGCCGAAUAGUAUUCGAUAUUUCCCUGAUUGGAUCGGCCCAGAAGCUGAUCAAAGUAAAGUCCUCCUUGGGAGUGAUAAACAAAAUGGAUCGGAACGUAUUUCUGAAAAUGUCCUUGAAAAGCACCCACAGUGAUGGGCUUACCUCAAUUAGUGUAAUAAAACCCAACGAGGAAUUAUCUUUGCCGCUGAAGUUCAUCGAUGCAUCGUUGCAUGUAGCACACAAUACAAGUGAAAGCGAGGCUUAUGAGGAUACGGGUUUUAGUAAUGACGAGAUUUUGUGGAAAGCCUGCGGCAAAGAGGACAAUCGACAGCUCCUCGCUGGCUAUGACAACACCAAGAGUAUAUUGUACACACUAGUAAACAUAAGCAGGGAAAUUUAUCACUUUAAGGAGCAAAACUUACCGGGGCACAAGAUCACUCUGUUGCCACCGUUAAAGAUCAACAAUAUGCUCUGUUGCGAUUUGAUGUUCAAGAUCCAUGAGCAUGCCACCGGAAGAAUAAACUCGUCGGAGAGCACAAACAUCUACAACGUUAACAUUUGCCAGCCCCUCAUCCUGAGCAUCACGCUGGACAACUUCCAACUCUCUGGCCAACUUAAGAUUCCCGUGAGCCAUAAGGGUGUUAUCGAGCCCAAACUGAAGUUGUUUGACAAUAAAAAGCGGGAACUGCACCUGCGCGUAUCCAUACAAUCGGUCCAAGGGAAGGGAAUGGAACUAUAUAUCAGUGCUCCCGUUUGGAUAAUCAACAAAACGGGUCUGCCGCUGAUUUAUAAACAAGAGGGAACCAAUAACACAGCGGCAGGACAGUUUGAGGAGCAUGAAACUGCGCGACAAGUGGCACCUCUGAUGUUUUCGUUUUCCGAUCAGGAAGGUUCACCAGCCCUGGAGUUGCGAUUGGGCAAUGCCUUUGGCUCUAACAAUGCGUGGUGCAAAAGCUUUAGCACGCAUAAGGACCUGGCUCACCGGGAAUUAAGAGCGGAGAAUACAAGGGGAAGCUAUGCAAUUGGUAUUAGCGUUAGAAGGGGAAGGGGAUUAUAUGCUUGCACGACCUUCGUAACUUUGUCACCCAGAUUCCAUUUGCACAAUCGAAGUGGCUAUAAGCUGGAGUUUAUGCAACUCUGCGAUAUUGUCAACUAUGACCGUCCCGAUCCGCGUAAAAUUAUUUCAGCACCUAUUGACUGCAACUUCGCUUUCCAUUGGCCAAACUGGGAUCAGGAGCAGAUUAUUUGCGUACGAAUUCCGGAGAUAGAGUGCUGCUGUUGGUCAAAGGGAAUUCCCAUCAAUGAUGUGCAAAGUUUGUAUAUCAAUGUGCGAAAUGAAUGGGGCGAAAUGUUUUUCCUUCGAUUGGAAAUCAUCUCAAAAGAUGCUACCUUUAUACUUUUAUUUACGGACGCUCGAACUCUACCACCGCCGAUUCGAAUUGAUAAUUGCUCGGAAGUUGUGAUCAAUUUCUCACAGCUGCGAUCCAAGCCCGUUUGGAUUACGCCAGUUAGACCACAAUCCUCCCUGUCCUAUGUCUUGGAUGAUCCCCUGGGUGCGCAGACUCUGUUGAUGGAGGCACCCGGAGGAAAUAUGAUAGAGUUUCCGAUCAACAACACUAAAGAUAUAAAGAAAACGUUAACGUACACCAACUUUAUUUACAUUGCAUUUCAUGGCACCUUUGAGCGAUCGAAUGAGGAGGAAAGCACGCACAGACAUUUGGUUUUGGGCGUACGUGGUAAGAAAGUUGUGAUAGUGGAGAAGAACUCGGGUGAUCGCUCCCAGUUGUGGCUCAUGAACUCGAAUGGUCAGUUGGAGCACGAAGGAUCUACUCCUCCCAUACAAACAAACGAUGCGAAUGCAGUGCGACUUGUGCUGGACUUGGAAAAGGCUCCGAACCCCAUGGAGUUUACCAACUUGGUGGUCCGAACGCCCAAUAAGCAGAGGCUUACCACGCAGACCUGGAGAUUCGAAAACGGCCGGUUAAUGUGUCAUGCCAAUAUGUGUGUUCAGUCGCGAUUUGGGGAGAGUGGUCUAAAGCCCAACUAUGAAGCAGUUGUCGGGCGAACUGAAAACAAGUCGCAGUCGAGUAAGAAAUACAUACCGAUUGGCCAGCAUAUUGUGGCUCAGAAACUAAGGCCUGGAUCGGGUCAAUUGGAGCUUUCAACGAGAAUGGAUGGACCGAUUUCCACGAUCGAAAUAUGUGAUAUUAAAAUUAAACAAAAUUCAGUAUUCCUAACGCCCGAUUUAAUGUGGAUGCAUGCUUCUCUGAAUAAUAGGCAAAUUACGGAUAAGGGAAAAAUAUCAUUCGUUCAUGAGUAUCUGAUUAAUAUAGAGCUCAUUAAAGGAAUCGGUAUUUCAAUCAUAGCUCGAAAGCCUUGCGAGGAAAUUAUGUUUAUAAGCCUCGAUCACAUUCAUUGUGAUAUAGCGCAAAGUGGGAUGGAGAAUUCGUUAGAUUUGAAUAUCAAGUAUAUACAAAUCGAUAAUCAGUUGUUGGAUGCGGCGAGUCCAAUAGCGUUGCAUACGCAAACUUCGAAUGAACAAGAGCUUAAGGAAGACGAAAAGCAAAAGGCAGUCGUGCUGAAACUGAAAAUGUUACCUUGUCCCAACAAAAAUGCGAUAAUUUUUAAAUACUUAACGCUGGACUUGAAACCCUCAACUGCGAAUCUGGAGGAGAAGCUGAUACUAAAAGUGGCUUCAUUUUUGGGAUACGGCAAAAUCAACCGGCAGAACCUAAGUGUCCAGUACCAAUUUGAAAACUCGGAGGAUAAGACAUUUCUGCAGGAUAUGAAGAGGUUCUAUUUUGAGGAUUUAAGUAUUGGCGCAACACAGGUUCGACUCUCAGCUUUCACUUCUUCCAAGUUGCCAGUUGAAUUGCACGAAACGAAGAAGGCACUUGGGCUCACUUUAAUCAAAUUCGAGGAUGCCCAGAUUGAGCUGGACAGGUAUUCCGACAAAUUGCACUUUGAGACGAUGGACGUGUACCUAAAGGAAAUGAAAAAGCACUACAUAAACCAGGUCAAAUGGCAUGCGGGUGCUAUUUUGGGCAGUGUCGACUUCCUAGGAAAUCCCCUCGGAUUCGCCAACGAUCUUUCUGAAGGAGUAUCUGGACUGAUUUUCGAGGGCUCCGUCAAAAGUCUGGUUAAAAAUGUCACGCAUGGCAUAUCGAAUUCGACGGCAAAGCUAACAGAAACGCUGUCCGAUAGCCUGGGAAAGGUGGUGCUGGAUGACCACGACAAUGAGACGAGGCAACGAAUCUUGGAGCUCCAGUCCAAUACAUCCGGCGGUCACCUUGCAGCGGGUCUGAAAGGUCUCGGCUUCGGAUUGCUGGGCGGAGUAACGAGUAUAGUGAGACAUACCUACGAUGGUGCCCAAGCGGAUGGAGUACCGGGCUUCCUAAGUGGGCUGGGAAAGGGUUUGGUGGGCACAGUAACCAAACCAAUCAUUGGUGUACUGGACCUGGCUUCGGAAACUGCAAGUGCUGUCAGAGAAAAAAGCCGGGAUACGCAGAGAAAUAAUAUAGGCAGGAAAAGACUUCCUAGAUGCGUGACAGGUGCUCCUGGCGGACUGUUGCCCUUGUAUUCCACUCAACAAAGCAAAGGACAACAGUACCUUUACCUAAUCAAUCAUAAAAACUUUUCGGAAAAGAUAAUUUCUUACGAAGCGGAUCUAUGGAAAGAUAAGGAGGCUAGAUUGCGCUUGCUAGUCUCCACCGAAUAUGUACGAGUAUUUUCAUUGAGCGACGGCAAUCCAACUAUUACGUUUGAGUGUCAUGUUAGUGAGAUACUAUCGUGUCAUCCUGUGGUAACGAAUGUGGGCACGACACCAUCUACCAGCAGUAGGGCCUCAUCGACAAGUCAUUACAUUGAGAUAUCAACAAAUCUUCCGAAAAUUACGAGGCCCAGGAUACGUUGUAAAUCUGAGGAAUGCGCUGAGAAUGCGUCACGAUGCAUAAACUACGCUAAAAGUGUCUUUGAUGAACGUGAACAUGCCGUUUUAUAAAAUGCAAUAAGUCGGUUCGUGAUAAUAAACAAAAACCUUUUGACAACAA
Molecule: messenger RNA, 11883 nt
Organism: Drosophila takahashii
Lineage: Eukaryota; Metazoa; Arthropoda; Insecta; Diptera; Drosophilidae
Gene: Vps13D
Product: vacuolar protein sorting 13D
Biological process (GO): protein targeting to vacuole; protein retention in Golgi apparatus; mitochondrion organization
Cellular component (GO): extrinsic component of membrane
Molecular function (GO): protein binding
Source: RefSeq, a predicted model, not a curated record